Cyclocybe aegerita is the source of this 624-nucleotide messenger RNA. Lineage: Eukaryota; Fungi; Basidiomycota; Agaricomycetes; Agaricales; Hemipholiotaceae. The record is from the annotation of a GenBank genome assembly.
AUGCAAGGUGACACAGGACGCGUCUUGUCUUAUUCGAGAGGUCAACAUCUCCCCCCUCCUCCAGUCUUCCCGUGUCUAAUCAAGGAGCUAGCCAUCAAAACUAUACCUGCAGCACUACAGGUACCUAUACGUGGCAAUGGCAACGUCGGCGCCGUUGCGGAGCUCUUUGAUAUUUCAUGUCUCUACAACACGGUCUUAUUCGAAGCCAUCCCAGACCUCGCGAUUGGUGUUUGGAAGUCUGCUCCUCCUUCUCUGACACCCCAGCAAAUCAUCUCCAAACUGCAGCCUUUAUCCUCUCCUGCUGUCCUUGGGGAACAUUUCUACGUGCUCAACCCUCUAACCGGCCAAGGCUUGAACCCAGAGUGGAAUUUCUCCGCCCAUGGACGGUUCAAAGGAAACGCCGAUGCAUACGUCGUUGCCGCAAAGGUGAACGGCACGGCGGCACCAACUGGGAGUCAGGACAUCGACUGGGUCAGCUUGAAAUCAUUGACUGGCAAGCUUGCCCAGCAAGUCUAUAGAACGGAUACACGGCUCGGUCAACCUCCUGCAUCGUGCACUCCUGGAUCUCCUGACAUCACCGUAAGAUAUGCUUCGAAGUACUGGCUGUUCGGAUCGUCAGUGUAA